UCUGCUUGUCUGCCCUCCUGGCAGAUAAGGUCUUUCACUUCCUGUUGCUGUGGUGUUGCUUCAGGAUUCCUCUUCAGGAAUACUUCAAGAGCUCCAACUCCAGACUCCCUCAGAGACUGAACAGCCACCAGAUUCUCAGCCUUACUGGCACGAGACAGCCAUUGUGGGACCCCUCAGGCCACAUCCUCUAAGCCAGUCUAACAACUCUCCUUUUAAUACAUAUUGUCUGUCAUUUCUGUUCCUCUAGAGAAGCCUGACUAAUGCUGAAGUUAUUUCUGAAGACCACAGAAAUUCCUUUGGGACUACCUCCCCGCUCAAACUCUGAUGCCGCCUUACAAGAAUCUGUUUUAUAGGUGCUGUGUCACUGAGAAGCACUGACGAGAUGGCGUUAAGAACAAAAUGAGCUGCACGCCAUAUAUGGAGAAAUCCAGUGCGUCAGUUUCAUAAUGACUUUAUGUUCUGCUUUCAGGCUUCGCAAGCUGAAGCCGACUGUUCUUGGGAAAGCUGGCCAUGAAGAAACAGUGCUGAAGAUUGGUAGCUCAGGGGCAGAACCCUUACCCAGCACAAAGAACCCUGGGUUCAGCCUCCAGCACAGGAAAAAAAAAGUCUGAAAACUGAGAAGACUAAGCGUUCUAUCAGAACCCCGGGGCUCUGGGCUCUAGGUCCAUCCUCAGGCAGAGAGAUCAUGCAGGCCAUCCUUGCUAUGAUGGUCUGCAUGGCUUCUUCCGUUUCUAGUUCUUCAUAUACAGCGAUGACUUUGCCUGAUGUAACCAAUGAGGAUUUCAUCCAAGAAUGUGUUCAAACUCACAACCAAUAUCGGUCAAAAGUGAAUCCGACGGCCACGAAUAUGCUGUACAUGACUUGGGACCCAGAACUAGCCCGCAUUGCAAAAUCAUGGGCAAAAGUUUGUCGGUUUUCACACAACCCACAGCUGAAAUCAGGGCUGCACCCAAACUUCACCUCAGUGGGAGAAAAUAUCUGGACUGGAUCUUUAACCCUCUUUUCGGCAUCUUCAGCCAUCUCAGACUGGUAUGAUGAAAUCAAGAAUUAUGACUUUACGACUAGGAGAUGCUCAAAUGUCUGUGGCCAUUACACUCAGGUUGUUUGGGCAGAUAGUUACAAGGUUGGCUGCGCAGUGCAAUUUUGCCCUAAAGUCACUAACUUUGCAAGCCUUUCUAAUGGAGCACAUUUUGUAUGCAACUAUGGACCAGGAGGGAAUUACCCAACAUGGCCAUACAAUCAAGGACCCACUUGCAGUGACUGCCCAAAAGAUGACAGGUGUCUUAACAAUCUCUGCAUUAACCCACAAAGAGAUCGUGUCUCACGUAUGUAUGCAAACCUAAACCGUUUGACUGGACCCUGUGUGGACUGGGGUUGGGGCCUGGGUCAGCACAUCCUGAGAAACUCUAAGAGCACUCUGUUUGUUUCACAGGUUACUACUCUGGUGACUAUCCAGGAAGACCCACCUAUCUACGUAACAGAUACACAUCUCUCUUUCUCAUUGUUAAGGCAGUCCUUCUGAUACUGUCUGUUAUAGUUACCAUUUUGGUAAAGCACAAAUACCCUAAUUUAGUUCUUUUGGACUAAUGCCAUCGUUGGGGAGGGGGGAGGUGCAACUUAUGAAUAAGUGGCUAUUGUAAAAUGUUUGAGAAAAAUGUUUCAAUGAAGCCUUAGAAAUGCUUAGUUCUCUAAA
Mesocricetus auratus (golden hamster) is the source of this 1693-nucleotide messenger RNA. RefSeq names its product GLI pathogenesis related 1 (gene Glipr1). Gene Ontology annotation, cellular component: extracellular region. The record is from RefSeq and is a predicted model, not a curated record. NCBI's taxonomy places the organism in Eukaryota, Metazoa, Chordata, Mammalia, Rodentia, Cricetidae. The transcript has 5 exons. Bases 686 to 1522 code for a protein of 278 amino acids.